Molecule: messenger RNA, 1267 nt
Organism: Saccostrea echinata
Lineage: Eukaryota; Metazoa; Mollusca; Bivalvia; Ostreida; Ostreidae
Product: protein prenyltransferase alpha subunit repeat-containing protein 1-like
Exons: 7
Coding region: 1-1197 (398 amino acids)
Biological process (GO): protein prenylation
Cellular component (GO): cytoplasm
Molecular function (GO): protein prenyltransferase activity
Source: RefSeq, a predicted model, not a curated record
AUGGCGAGUGACAGUAGAGGAUGCAGAUUACUCUCAGAUUUAAACAGUGCAUUUAGACGAGAUCCAAACAUAGAUGAGUAUGACUUCCUGCCAGUUCAAGAACCCAAACACAACAGAAGUCCCUUAGUUUUACAGGAGCAUAAGUUGGGGAUUGAAUCAUGGAGUAUCAAGAUUCUUUUUCAGUAUGCUUAUCAUCGGCUCAUCUCUUGGAAAAAAAACUUGCCACAAACAAAGUUCAUAGACCCAAGUGAACUAUGCAGUAUAACCAGAGCCAUAUUGCUAGUAAAUGCUGAUUGUGCUACAGCUUGGAACACUAGGAAAGAGCUGGUAGAUAAUGCAGACCUUUCUGUCACAGAGGAUCUAAAGUUUGGAGCUCUAAUUCUGAAGAAACAUCCAAAGAGCCCAGAAACAUUUUCUCACAGAAAGUGGUUACUUCAUCGAUUUGUAGACAACUGUUUAGCCUCUAGUGCAGGUAGUAAUACAAGUACAGGAAGCAUUGUUUGUGAUAAAUUUGUAAAUAUGGAUGCAAUUGAUCUAAAUAUGGAUGCCUCACUCAAUGUACCAUGUGAAGACAAUGGCCCUGACAUUAUAAAUCAACCUGAUUACAGUGAGCAAAUUAGAAUGGAACUGAGUAUAUGCAAAAGUGCUGCAGAUAAUCAUCCUUGUAAUUACAAUGCUUGGAGUCAUGGAAUCUGGGUGUUGCAGCAUUGUUUUAAUUCUUCUUUACAGGUUGUGUGUAAUGAGCUUCAUUCAACAGAAGAAUGGAUAAAGAAACACAUCUCAGAUCAUAGUGGAUUACAUUACAGACAGUUCUUGUUGAAAUGUUUAUCCCAACAGGCAGAAAAACUGUCUGAACAAUACUUACUGAAUUACAGGAACAUUAUUCAAAAAGAAAUGCACCUGAUCACAGAUCUAAUUAAAUGUUAUCCAGGUCAUGAAGCACUCUGGUACCAUAGGAGAUACGUAUUUCAAGCAUUAUGUGAGUCAUGUGACAGAGCUUUUAAGGAACCCAAUCAACUAAGUGACCAGUCACUGGAAAAUCAACAGAAGAAAACCAAAUUCGAAAAUGAGAGACAAGUAUUGCUGAUAAAUGAAGUGGAUACAGUGUCCACUAUUGACCUUAUUGGUCGAGACAAAUACAACCAACAACUAGCCCAGAAAUACUUGGACUGGAUUCAGACCUACUGCAGGAGAUGAUCAUUUACUUUCUUAUUACUGUUUUGUCUUAAAAAUUGUGAAGUACAAUGAUCUAAAACUAUGAAAUUAA